AUGGCGCACCACGCUGAAGAUCACAGCUACCACCCCAAGGAUGCUAUUUCGGCAGCAUUGAAGGCCACUACCCUCACUGGUGGGGCUGGUCUUUUUGCAUCAGCUGUGCAGAACACGCUCGUCAAGCGGAAUGUCGGACCACUGGGCGUGUUCAUGCGCAGCGGGGGAACCAUCGGUAUCUUCGCGGCCAUGGGUGGUACCUAUGAAUUCGUCAAGACCGCUUCGGCCAACCUACGAGAGCAGGAGGAUCACUGGAACGUUGCUCUGGGUGGCUUCUUCUCUGGUACCAUUCUUGGUCUCCGAGUCCGCACAUUCCCCGCCUUGCUGGGUUACGGGGUUGCGCUGUCGACUGCCAUGACUGCCUUUGAGUACACGGGUGGAUCACUCUUUGGAUACAAGAAAGACACGUCGGUGGAUGAGUUUGAGCGUCGACAGCAGCUGCGGAAGGCGUACCAGAGCCCCGCCGAGCAGACCCUGGCUGAAUUGGGUGAAGGCCGCGGGCUCUUCGGCCAGAACUAUGAAGAACGCCGCCGGGAGCGCAUCAAGGAAGCUUAUGGUGUCGAGGUUCCUACAUCGCCUGUGCCUGCAUCAUAA
This is a messenger RNA of Penicillium alfredii, 594 nucleotides long. Its product is annotated as Mitochondrial inner membrane translocase subunit Tim17/Tim22/Tim23/peroxisomal protein PMP24. The record is from RefSeq and is a predicted model, not a curated record. Gene Ontology annotation, biological process: mitochondrial respiratory chain complex I assembly. The transcript is spliced from 4 exons. Lineage: Eukaryota; Fungi; Ascomycota; Eurotiomycetes; Eurotiales; Aspergillaceae. The coding region runs from base 1 to 594 and encodes 197 amino acids.